Messenger RNA from Durio zibethinus, 1488 nucleotides. Its product is annotated as putative methyltransferase TCM_000331. The record is from RefSeq and is a predicted model, not a curated record. NCBI's taxonomy places the organism in Eukaryota, Viridiplantae, Streptophyta, Magnoliopsida, Malvales, Malvaceae. Gene Ontology annotation, molecular function: methyltransferase activity.
AUGUCAGUGGAAAAGGUUCUUUGCAUGAAUGCAGCAGAUCAUGAAAUUAGCUAUGCCAAUAAUUCUGUCCUACAAAAAGCAGUAAUAUCAAAGGCAAGGCCAAUCCUUGAAGAAGCCAUCACAGAUUUGUUCAGCAAAACUCUUCCAACAAGUAUCAAGGUGGCAGACUUGGGUUGCUCUUCAGGUCCAAAUACCUUCCAGAUUAUAUCUCAAGUUAUUGACAUCAUCCAUGAGAUAUGCCAUCAAGAACAAUUGAAGUUGCCUGAGUUUCAAGUGCUUCUAAAUGAUCUCCCAGGGAAUGACUUCAACACUGUGUUUAGCUCAGUUCCUGGUUUCUACGAGAGACUUAAGAAAGAGAAGGGAGAGAUGCUGCAGGAUCUGUGUUUUAUAGCAGGCGUGCCAGGUUCUUUCUAUCAGAGACUGUUUCCAAGCACGAGCCUGCACUUUGUACACUCUUCAUAUGGGCUUCAUUGGCUCUCAAAGGUCCCACAAGGAAUAGAGAACAAUAAGGGGAACAUCUACAUGGCAAGCUCAAGUCCUCCUAAUGUUUUCAAAGCUUAUGCAGAGCAAUUCCAAAAAGACUUCUCAAAUUUUCUAAGGUUGCGUUCCAAAGAAAUAAUGCCUACGGGGCGUAUGGUGCUCACCUUUAUGGCUCGGAACAAUCCAAUUUUCUCAAACGAAGAUUAUGGUUAUUGGGAGCUCCUAGCUAAAUCCUUUCUUGACUUGGUUGCAGAGGGACUUGUAAAAGAGGAAGAUGUGAAUUCGUUCAACCUUCCUUUCUAUACACCAUGUGAGGAAGAAGUAGUUGAGAUUGUCGAGAGGGAAGGAUCAUUUGAUAUCAACGAGCUACAAGUUUUCAAAGUGGACUCCACUCCUCCUAGAGAUGGAGAUGACAUGAUGCAUGACAAAGACUUUGGGUUGAACAACAUUUACAUCCAAAGUGGGAAAAAUGUUGCAAAUAUUCUAAGAGCUGUUACAGAACACAUUUUUUGCAGUCAUUUUGGAGAUACAAUAAUCGACAAGUUAUUCAUAAGGUUUGCAACACAUAUAGCUAAUGGUCUAAGUAAUACAAAGAAGGGUGAGAGGAAGGGGGAGAGAGUUAACAUUGUCAUUUCAUUGACAAAGAAUUAUGAGGAUAAGCGCAUGAAAGCUGCUAGCCCUGUCGGUGUUGCAAAUGUUAUUGAGGUUAGUUUGCACAAGGCAUUUAGGUAUAAGUGUAAAAAGGGUGGAAAACCUUCUAGGAAGGACACUGAAGAUGGAUCUACGCCAAACAAGGCAAAGAGUGCCAGGUGCCAUAAAGGUAAGAAUGAUGGUAAGAAAGACAAAACGAAGUUAACUUGUUAUAAUUAUGGAAAAUUGGGACACUUCACUGGUGAAUGCACUAAACUGAAGAAGGUAUUUUUCAACUUUAUGUUUUAUUUUGAUUGCUUUGUGGCUAGGCAAAAUUUAUAUGCUCAUCAUUUUUCUAUGUUGGUUGUGGAUUCAUAA